GUCCGUCCUCACUCACUGUGUUUGAGGAACUGAGGGCCAGCUGGCAGUGGGAUGAGGCUGGCCCCCUCCUCCGCUUUACUUCCUGGAGGCCUUCCGUAGAGCUGUGGGAGCUGGAGCUGGCAUUUCGUUUGAGGCAGGAUCUGGUCCGGGAGGUCUGGGAUCUCUGGUUAUAUCUCACUUCUGACCUCUGGGCACGUGCUGCAGCUGUGGCUGAGGCCAAGAAAUGUGAGGGGCCUCCAUCCACUGCAUUGAGUAGUGACCCCGACGUGGGGUUCAAUGUGGAGGGGGGAGGGGCUGCUGCGGCAGCUGCAGGAGCCGACCUUGUUCUUCUCAUGCCGGCAUCCCUGCUUGCAGCUGUGAAGGGGGCAGGAAUCAUCGAGGUGACCUGGGCUGAGUCCCGGGAGUGGGAAGAGUUGGCAGGAAGGGGAUCUGAGGAGGAGAACAGGGGUCCUGGUGGUCUGUGCUUCUUCCCAGACACGGGAGCUGUAGCGGGGACCUCUGCAGCAGAUGCUAGGGGGGCCACUAGGCCCAGGCAGUCUUGGGACUUGGGUCUGUCCUGCUGUGCAUCCAUAGUGGGUGCUUUAGAAACGGGAGGCCCACCCGAAGCCCCUGUUGCAAGUGAGGACAAAGUGUGGGAAGGCCGUGAGGGUCUGCAGUCCGGGAUGGCCUUGUCCUCAACGUGCAGUGCACUGUUGAUGCGCUGGAAUGCCGUCUCUUUUUCCAGGUGCAGGUCUUCAGCCGUGACCCGGUACCCCAGCUCUAAGGGAGGUGGCAGCAUCAAAGGCUCCCCUCGCCUGCGUGGCAGCAGGGGAAUCUUGCGUCUACGGGGCCUAGAGUCCUGGGAUCUGGGGGAGCCACCCGUUGGGGCGAUUGUCUGCCCUGGUGCUGUAUCUGCCCCCUUUUCACACCGUGUGUGACCCGAAGAGACAGCCUGAGGCCUGUCCUCACUCACUGUCUUUGAGUAACUGAGGGUCAGCUGGCAGCGGGAUGAGGCUGGCCCCCUCCUCUGCUUUAGCCCCGGCAAGCCUCCCGUGGAGCUGUAGGAGCUGGAGAUGGCAUUUCGUUUGGUGCUCGAGCUCGUCCAGGAUGUCUGGGAUGUGUGGUUAUAUCUGAUUUCUGAGCUCUGGGCGUGGAGGUCUGUCUGCAGAGGCCCGGGCCUGGGCACAAAGGGAGAGGGGCCUCCAUUGUCCCGCAGGGGCCAAAAUGCAGACCGUGCAUCCCCGGUGACCUCGGGGACCGUUCUCUGAUCAUCAGGAUUUUCUUGGACUCUGGGGUCCUUGUCCUGCUCAGGCAUCCCUGCCCCGCUCUCCUUGAGGGCCCUCAACACUAUCUUCCCUGGACACAAGUCUGGGGACAGCCGGGUGUUGUGGACCCCAAAGGGGUGACUACCUGCUCCUGGGCCCCACAGAGUCCUUGUGCUCAGUGUAGUGGCUGAGCUGGGGGAUGCCCUGGAACUCGGAGCACACAGCACUGGCUUACUGUGGUACCUGUGCAGUGAAAUUGAAGACAGAAUCACCAGGAUGGAACACAGGUCUUGCAGGAUCACGGAAAACCUUCUUAGAGUUGUCUUGACACCACUGAUGUCGAGUGUGCGGGUGUUUGUAGGAUGGCCUGCCACUCAGUCCAGGGGCAGGAGCAACGGGGAGAUCCCACAAGCAAAGUGAACUGGGGGAUGGGCUGAAGGGGCUCCAGGCAACUGAGCCCUACUCGCAGGUCCUCGGCCUUGGCCCAAACAGGAAUGAGGGGCACAGAGUGCCCGGGUAACCGCUCCUGGGAGCAGUGGGGAACUGUCGGAUACUUGAACUCUCAAGAGCUGGGCUCUGAGCGUCCUCGUCCAGCUGCCAACUUGGCCAAAGGCUAAGCCAGCAGAUUGUUCUGUUGCCGGGCAACGCGACUUCUAAACCUGAGGGAGUGGGCAUGUGAGCACAUAAUGGCACCAGUGACAGAGCGACCAUAAUGGAUGAAUAAGCACAGCCAGGGCUGGUGAAUUACCAGAUCUCCGUCAAGUGCAGUAACCAGUUCAAGUUGGAAGUGUGUCUUUUGAAUGCAGAAAACAAAGUCGUGGACAACCAGGCUGGGACCCAGGGCCAGCUGAAGGUGCUGGGUGCCAACCUCUGGUGGCCGUACCUGAUGCACGAACACCCCGCCU
Homo sapiens (human) is the source of this 2149-nucleotide messenger RNA. RefSeq lists its product as uncharacterized. Lineage: Eukaryota; Metazoa; Chordata; Mammalia; Primates; Hominidae. The record is from RefSeq and is a predicted model, not a curated record. The transcript is spliced from 2 exons. Bases 333 to 917 code for a protein of 194 amino acids.